UUAUUUUAAAAUUAGCCAUUAAUAUUUUUAUUUUUUAAAAGCAGGAAGUUCUUUUUGAAAGUGUUUAUUCCUUUCUGUUGAGCAUAUAAUGCAGUAAUGUGACCACAAACAAAGAGAAGAUGGAGUUAAAAUUUGUGAAAAUUUUCUCGGGUCUGCUUGUAUUGAACUUGGUCCUAUCCCCUGUUCUGGGAAACUUGUACAAGCGGGAAUCUGAGCACGCGGCUCGAGACCCAAGGGAAAUAGGUCAACCGGUGGGUGAAGUUGACCAUCAAAUCGGGAACCUACGGGGACAGACAGGAGAAGGCUACUCCCUGAAAGUCUUAAUUGGCACCCCACCACAAGAGUUAAAUGUAUUGAUUGACACGGGAAGCAGUAAUUUUGCCGUAGCCUGUUCGCAAAAUGAUAAUAUUGAUACCUACUUCAGAAAGGACAAGUCAUCCACAUACGUAGAGGUUGGGACCGCAGUGAAUGUGCCAUACACUGUAGGCAGUUGGAGCGGAACUUUGGGUCGUGACAAUGUUACCAUAGCGACCAUGCCCGGCUCCAUGGUGGAGGCCAACAUUGCAUGUAUCAACGAGGCUGAAAACUUCUACAUUAAUGGAUCAAACUGGCAGGGAAUACUGGGAUUGGCUUACACAGACAUUGCAAGGCCUGACAGUUCCAUAGAGCCGUAUUUUGACAGCCUGGUAAAAGAUGGCAAGUUUCCAAACUUCUUUGGCGUCCAGCUGUGCGGGUUAGGUUACAUUUCACCAAAUCCUGACAAAAUGACAGGAGGAUCAAUCGUGUUUGGCAGUCUGGCUCAUUCCCUGUAUCACAGUGAACUCUAUGCGACCCCGUUGUACAAGGAAUGGUUCUAUGAGGUCAUUCUGGUCGAUGUUGAGGUCAACGGUCAAUCUCUUGCCAUGGAUUGUAAGGAGUACAAUUUUGAGAAGACAAUAGUUGACACAGGGACGACCAACCUCCGUCUGCCACGAAGGGUCUUCACCAAACUAGUCCAUAUGAUGAAACAGCAGAUCACUAAUUCUGAGUGGCUGCAUGAGGGAUUCUGGACAGGCAUUGAGAACCUGUGCUGGCGUGAAGGUCAGGCGCCAUAUGGGGAUUUUCCUGACGUGUCUGUCGUCCUGCCCAUCAAUAAUACGGCAGCCUUCCGGAUCAUGGUAACACCUCAGCAAUACUUGCGGUGGGUGGGAGAUGAUAAUGAUGAUAAGCCAGAAAACGACUGCUUCAAAUUGGCCAUAUCUGGCAUGGAAACAGCUAGUGUACUGGGAGCAAUCGUGAUGGAGGGCUACUAUGUCGUGUUCGACCGUGCCCGGAAACAGGUCAUGUUUGCUGAGUCCACGUGUGAUGGCUUAAAACCUUCCAUCAAUGCCAGCAUUCCAUACUCAGGGAAUUUCAUGGACUGUGCAUACAAGAAGCCUAAAAAUCAUGACCGCACAUUGACGAUCGUGGGGUACGUUAUGGCGGGUAUUUGUGGCAUUUGUGUGCUUCCUCUUAUAUUCCUCAUUGCCCAGUGGCAGUGCCGACGUCUGCGCUGCGGACGGAAACUCCUACGUCAAAACUCUGACAGUAACGAUCUGAUGAACACCAGCUGAUAUAAUACCCCGAAUAUGAAGUACAAAGUGCUGUGAUAUAUUUUCCUUCUUCCAUAUUAAGGAUUGCAAUAACUUGUAUGAACAUGAAGUUCAUGUAACAGUGCGGAAUCUUCUUUGUUUAUGCUUGAAAUUCCUAAUAGAGCAUUCUUAUUUGGCCCAUCCUAUUAACUAGCAUACAAACCAGUAUCAUAAAAUUAAGAACUUGAAAUAAGCGGCAUUAUGAUUAUUCAUUGUAUUGAAAGUGUAAUUUGCAAAUUCAACCUAGUCGAAAUAAAUAACUACCAUUUAUUGAAAGUGACCAUGAUAAUUAAUAUGGUAUUGUGAACACAAACUAUAUAUAGAUGUUGGACUUGUUUCUCCCGUAGUUCCAUGUGAUAUAUAUAGACAUACAUAGCAUGGCUGAGGUGAAAAUGAUAACACAUGAAAUAAGAUCAGUUUCAUUAGGAUUAGAUGUAGUAUACAUAGACUUAAUGCAUGAACAAAGGUGAAGGUCAAUUUUAAUGUCAUGAAUAGGUAUGAAGGUCAAUGGGAAAUAAUAUGUCAUAGUUGACCUUGAACAAAGCAUGAAGGUCACGUAAUGUUAAAGGUGAUCUGAAUCAUUUUUAGUAGUAAUAGAGUGUGAGACGUGAUCUUUAAGUAGAUUGAUAUACUUUAUUAGCACACAAUUACAGGUAGUGAUUGGCCAUGAGAUACCUUAUUUGCACAAAAUUUGUGAUUGGCUGUGAUGUAACUUACGUAAUGGCGCAAAAGUAGUGAUUGGCCAGUAUGUUUGAAAAAAAAAGUAAAGGCAAUAUGCAAAUUAUCUGAUUGUGGUGAUGGGUAGAGGAUAGUUUCUUUCUGGAUAUUGGAAAUGUUGAUUUCAUUUUGUACAUAAUCAUCAUAGAACUACAUGUAUGUAUUGUGGGAUUUAUGCAGAAGGCUCCUAGCAACAUUAAAAAUUAUAAGGUUUUGGUACCUUGAGGCAUAAAACAUCAAACAGUUAUUAAAAGUAGACUUUGUUCAACAAGCACGAAUUCUUGGUCAACAUGCCCGAAUUCUUAUGGUCAACAAGACUAAAUUCUAAGGGUAAAAAAGCCUGAAUUCUUACAGUCAACAAGCCUGAAUUCUUAUGGUCAACAAACCCAAAUUCUUACGGUCAAGAAGCCUGAUUUCUUAUGGUCAAUAUGCCGGAAUUCUUACCUGGUCAACAAACCCAAAUUCUUACGGUCAACAAGCCUGAUUUAUUAUGGUCAACAUGCCGGAAUUCAUGUUGACCCGGAAUUCUUAUGUGGUCAACAAACCCAAAUUCUUACGGUCAACAAGCCUGAUUCUUUGUGGUCAACAUGCCGGAAUUCAUGUUGACCCGGAAUUCUUACCUGGUCAACAAACCCAAAUUCUUACGGUCAACAAGCCUGAUUUAUUAUGGUCAACAUGCCGGAAUUCAUGUUGACCCGGAAUUCUUACGUGGUCAACAAACCCAAAUUCUUACGGUCAACAAGCCUGAUUUUUUGUGGUCAACAUGCCGGAAUUCAUGUUGACCCGGAAUUCUUACGUGGUCAACAAGCCCAAAUUCUUACAAGGUCAAGCCCAAAUUCCUACAUGGUUAACAACCCUGAAUUCUAAUGGUCAACAAGCCCGAAUUCUUAUGGUCAACAAGCCAAAAAUUUUACAUUGCAAUUGGGUUUGAUAAAGUGUUACAUGCCCUCCUACAUAAAUUCAGAUUUUGAACAAGCUAUGCAAAUGUUCUAUCACAACAGGACUUGCUGGCUGGUGCUUAUUUUUACCAGUGAUAUAAUUAUAAAUAUGUUAAAGUAAUAAUAAUUAGGCAAAUAUUAACUAUAAUGGUAAUCUGUCAGUCACUGUGUAUAAAACAUUGUAUGUAUUUGUUAUUAGAGUUUAAGUAUUUUAUUUGCAAUAAUUUCUACAUCAUUUUUUACUUAUAUUUGUACCAUAAAUGACGUCACAAUCAUGAAAUAACGUCAUGAUAUAUAUUUUAUAUAUAACUACAGUUGAAACCGGUUGGCUCGAUAUUGCUUGGCUCGAUUUCCUUGUUGGCUCAAACUUGAUGUAAGGACCAAUUAUUUUUUUUAAUCGUUCGCGCUAGGCUCGAUAUUUGUUACGUAUUUAGGCUGGGCCCUGGGAUAUCGAGCCAACGGGUUUUCGACGGCAGUGUUACAACUCUUGAAGAGAUGUCAUAACUGAAUAGCGUUGUAAUGUAUACAUGUUAUCUAGUGAUGUUAUGUGUGUUUUUAAUGCUAUAAUUUAUAAAAUAAGUAUUUAUGAUAUACAUACAUUAUUUAUUACACUCACCAUGGCUUGCUAUUAUCAGUCAUAGUAAACUCUUCAAAUAAAUUCCAUAUUAAGUGACCAUUCAUUUAAUGUCCUAAAUGUUCCUCGUAUAAUCAUUACAAUAUAAAUUGCAUAUUUUCAGUUUAUGCAGGUAACAUUUUGCAAUUUUGUUUUCUAUGCAUCAAUUUGUAAUCAGUUAAUGUAUAUGUACCAGUAUAUUGCAAUGGAUGUACCAGUAAUAAGAAAUAUUGAAAUUAUUUAAACAAACUUUUUAUUUUGUCAAGUAUUUCUAAGUGUGCCAUGCAUUUUUGCUUAAAUUUUAUUUGCACUUAUUUAGACAUCAUAUUUUGAUUUUCAAAUAGUACGUGAUCGUACGUUCAUGGGCCAAUUGUUCAGAACUUUGGUAAAAUUAACAACGUUGUUAAUGUUGUAAAAUGCUCGUUACUAUCUUUAAAAGGUGAAAUAUAUUGGAACAUGCUCUCAUAUUUAGAUAAAAAAUGUAAAGCGGUAACUGUAAGUAAAACUGCAGAUUACCUAAGUUUCCAUUUUAGUUCCAAAGCAAGAAAGAUUUGAAAGUUAACAACGAUGACGUUAACAACAUUGUUGCCUUAAUAACGUUCUAAACAAUCGGCCCACUGUUUCAUAUAAAUAUGAAUGCAGGGGCCAUCUCAGUAAUCUCGAGGCGUGGUUUGUACAACCACUUUUUUUACUAGUAAUUGAUAUUUCCUAGUAGUUAUAGUAUCAAUUUGAAAAAUAAGAGCUUAUUGUCGGUUAUUGCAGAGUUUUUAUGAUUUUUCAAGUUAAAUUUUCAUUUUUUGACACUCACUUAAUAUUUAACUGAACUUCUUGAUUUUACAAUGUUUUGUCGAUAGCUCGUCUAUAAGAUUGCCCCUCUUGUGGAACCCUUUUUUUCAUUGCAAUUCUUUGCAAGUUUUGUUUGUGAAAAAUACCUGCUAAUAUCUGACAUUUAAAGAUAAAAAAAUGUUAAUUUUUCAUAGAAUGGAUUUGGUAAAAAGUUACUGUCAGUGAAUCUCUAUUUUAUUUUUUUAUUUUUGUUGUUUCAAGAGUAAGUAUUCAGAACUACCGUAUGCAAUAAAUUGGCGCUUCCAUGCUGAAAGUAGACCUUAUGCAAGCGGUUCGUAUUUAUAUGCUUAAUGAAAUAUAUCAUUUUGAUAUUUCAGCUUCUUCUUAGAGUUACUUAUUGCAAAUCAACUAUGCUUGUUUUUUUGUUGUUUUUUUGUUCUUGUUUUAAAUAAUAAUAACCAGCAAAGUCUAUGUUGAUCUUGUAAGUUUUUGUGCAGCUGACUUUUAUUCUGUUGUGGGAGUAUUCACAAUCAUUCUUGUCAAAUUAGAAAUGUUUGUGAUUUUAUUUUUCAUAAUAUGUGAAAUGCAUUCUUUCUGUUUAGUAAGUCUCUUUUUCAUAGAAAAAAAGUUAAUUUUCUGAAAUUUAAAGCUGCACUCUCACAGAUGGACUGUUUUUACACCUAUUUUUUCGUGUCUUAAAAUGAGCCAAUUUUGCAGAAAGGUCCGGAAACCAGGGAUAAAAGACUGCUGACAAAAGAUCAGAUCACAUUCUUUUCAUAUUUACGUUUGGAAAUUCAACUUAGAUGUUUUAUGCCGAAAAACUCAUUCCACAAAACUUCAGUUUCGAACAUAAGUGUUUAAAACUUCAAUCUGAUAUUCCGUCACCAGUACUAUAUCACUGGUUUCCUGAUAUUUACGCCAAAAUUGGAUCAUUCCAAGACAAUAAAUAAUCAAGAUAGGUCUACAUAAUGCCAUCGAUUCUUUGUUGUUUUAGUUUUGCCAUUCAUAUGAGUACUUGAUAACAUUUUUAUUUCUCUUAAUAUGUAAAAUUAUGCAACAUUGAUGUAUUUUAUUUGUUUUCGCUAUAUAUUUACUACAUGUAUUGUUGUUAAGCUAUAGAAUGCUAUUUAAAUAAAUGAGUCCCCUAUCA
This is a messenger RNA of Mya arenaria, 5814 nucleotides long. RefSeq names its product beta-secretase 1-like. The coding region runs from base 120 to 1592 and encodes 490 amino acids. The transcript is spliced from 11 exons. Gene Ontology annotation, molecular function: aspartic-type endopeptidase activity. Gene Ontology annotation, cellular component: endosome; trans-Golgi network; membrane. The record is from RefSeq and is a predicted model, not a curated record. Gene Ontology annotation, biological process: amyloid-beta metabolic process; membrane protein ectodomain proteolysis. NCBI's taxonomy places the organism in Eukaryota, Metazoa, Mollusca, Bivalvia, Myida, Myidae.